Manihot esculenta (cassava) is the source of this 1342-nucleotide messenger RNA. RefSeq names its product outer envelope pore protein 37, chloroplastic. Gene Ontology annotation, molecular function: monoatomic ion channel activity. Gene Ontology annotation, biological process: monoatomic cation transport. Lineage: Eukaryota; Viridiplantae; Streptophyta; Magnoliopsida; Malpighiales; Euphorbiaceae. The record is from RefSeq and is a predicted model, not a curated record. The coding region runs from base 191 to 1228 and encodes 345 amino acids. The transcript has 6 exons. Gene Ontology annotation, cellular component: chloroplast outer membrane.
AGAAAAUCUAUCAUCUAAAUUUCCGCCUUAAACCCACGAAUCCACUACCUGCCAAAUCCAAAAAUCUUCUCUCGUUCUCUCUCAAGCACACAAAGAGAAGAGAAAAGGAGAGAAAAUUUGCACAAACAAACAAAUUCAAGAAACGAGAGAGCAAUUCAUAGAUAAACCCACCAACAAGCAACGCCAAUCAAUGGCUGAAUCCCAACUAACGCUUUCGCUUCCUCCUCUGCCUAAUCACAUGGUCCCUCCAAUCCCAUCUGCAGAUCCACCUCCUCCACUAGUUUACUCUCUCCAAUCCCCACCGCCGUCCACUGCGCCGCCGCCUCCACCUCCUCCUCCUAUAUUCUUCAAAAGACCCUCGGCUAGGGUGACCUCUGAGUUUGACAGUGAUAGCUCCUUAUUCCUUCACAAGGUCUCAUGUAAGUUGUUUGAUAGUUUGGUUAAACUCAAGGUCUCUUUCCAGAACAACAACAAAGGAGAGAUCUCUGAUUCCCAGAUUUCCUUUACUUCAAAACUCCUCUCAAUUCACUAUGAUCCUGCAGAGCAAAAUGCUCUUAUCAAGGGCUCCUUUGAUGUGGGUCCCAACUUGCAACUCAAGGCUGCCCAUGAUGUCAAGGCUCAACGAGGAGAGGUGUCAAUGGUUGCAAAGCUUGCUGAUCCUGGCUAUGCACUUGAGCUGUCAUCUCCUGUUCCGACAAUUGGUUUGCCUAGAGCAACCUUCAAAUUCCCUAUCGGUGAAGUUUCACUUGAGGAGAGAGAAGAUGAAGAAGUGAAAAGAACAUUGUCAAUAGGUGGAAUGGUCAAAGGCAAGAUGCUGAAUGGACUAUGCGCUGCCCAGUUCAAUGAUGAAGAUUUGAAAUUAAGAUAUGCUUAUAAGGAUGAAGAACUUUCGUUCAUCCCUAGCAUUUCUUUGCCAUCAAAUGCUUUAUCAUUUGCAUUGAAGCGUCGGAUCAGUCCCAAUAAUAAGCUGAGCUAUUGGUACAAUUUUGAUUCCAACAACUGGAGUGCUGUGUACAAACACACAUAUGGCAAGGAUUACAAAUUUAAAGCUGGCUAUGAUUCAGAUGUGCGCCUAGGUUGGGCUUCGCUUUGGGUUGGAGAUGAAGGAGGAAAGGCAAAGACAGCCCCGAUGAAGAUGAAAGUCCAAUUUAUGCUUCAAGUUCCACAAGAUGAUAUCAGAUCCUCAGCAUUAAUGUUUCGUGUUAAAAAGAGAUGGGAUAUAUUGUAGGUUAGUGAUAGAUGCUCUUUUCGCAUACGUUGUCGGUUCGACAUAAGAGUAGUUCUGAAUGAUAUUCUAAUGUAAUGCAUAUUGCUACAUAAUGAUAAAACAUGGUUUUGAUAA